Messenger RNA from Colius striatus (speckled mousebird), 399 nucleotides. Its product is annotated as C-type natriuretic peptide 1. Gene Ontology annotation, cellular component: extracellular region. The record is from RefSeq and is a predicted model, not a curated record. The transcript has 2 exons. Lineage: Eukaryota; Metazoa; Chordata; Aves; Coliiformes; Coliidae. Gene Ontology annotation, molecular function: hormone activity; hormone receptor binding. Bases 1 to 399 code for a protein of 132 amino acids.
AUGAACCUGAAACUUCUUUCUUGCCCUGGAUUUCUUCUGCUGCUGAUUAUGAGUCAAAACCAGGCAAGGGCCAGGCCCAUUUCCAGCUUACAGAGUCUGUCCAAACUCUUAGAUGAGGACCUGGAGCAUCCUCUGGUCUCAGAAGAGAGGGACCAUAAGCAAGACAACAUGAUCCCAACAGGUGCCUUUGAUCAGCAAGAUGCUGAACUCCAGUGGACCCGAAGCAGCAGAGACCAGCCUGAGAGCAUGUCCAUGGGUGACAGCUCUGUCCAGAGGUUCCUCAGCGACCUCCUAAGCUUACCCCGCAGAUACCAAGGCAGAAGCAAAAAGGGGCUCUCCAGGGGCUGUUUUGGUGUCAAACUGGACAGGAUUGGGUCACUGAGUGGACUGGGAUGUUAA